AUGUUUAGCACAAACCUUUUCAACAAAUCACCACCUACUUCUUCAGAUGACCACUAUGUCUUUCCUCCUGUCCUCCAAAGUUUUCUCAAGAAAGAUUCUAUUUCCAAUGCCCCAUCCACACCCGACAGAGCUCCUCUGAUUACUGAUUCUAGUGGGGAUUCCUCUCAACCUCCUUCCACCUCCUCCCUCUUCUCUCGACGCUUGAUUAUGUUCUCUGUGCCCUCUGAUAGCGAGCCGGAAUCCUUUCGAGGAUUAUCUCGGGGUCAGCGCCUUUUUUACUUCGGUGUAUCAGCCUUUUGCGCCUCUUUGUUCUUCUCCUUCGCUCUCAUCUUCGUCCCUCUCCUCACCACACCUUCGGGCUUACGCAAAUUCGUUCUCAUGUAUAUCCUCGGCAAUGUUGCACUCAUGUUCGCAUUCGCCUUUGCCUUUGGUCCUUGGGCGUAUGUAAAGAGUCUGGCAACUCGGGACCGUCUACUCUCUACCUUAACUUACGGAGGAAGCCUCUUCAUUGGUAUCUAUGGCGUGGUGUGGUGGCGAAGCACCUUCUGCGCCCUCCUUGCUAUCGUCAUCCAAAUCGGGCUGGGCCUGUGGCAGCUGAAACAAUUUAUUUGGGGAGGGGCGAAGGCCCUUUCCUUCUUAACUAUACUCUCCUCUCUGAGGCCGGGCAGAAUCUCGGGUACCAAUCUACCGGUUUAA
Hydatigera taeniaeformis is the source of this 696-nucleotide messenger RNA. Lineage: Eukaryota; Metazoa; Platyhelminthes; Cestoda; Cyclophyllidea; Taeniidae. The record is from the annotation of a GenBank genome assembly.